Molecule: messenger RNA, 4747 nt
Organism: Lindgomyces ingoldianus
Lineage: Eukaryota; Fungi; Ascomycota; Dothideomycetes; Pleosporales; Lindgomycetaceae
Product: ABC transporter
Exons: 15
Coding region: 54-4421 (1455 amino acids)
Biological process (GO): transmembrane transport
Cellular component (GO): membrane
Molecular function (GO): ATP hydrolysis activity; ATP binding; ABC-type transporter activity
Source: RefSeq, a predicted model, not a curated record
GUCCCCUCAUCCACCUCUGUUCAUUCAGGCCAAGGCUUCCUACGCAAGGUACGAUGGCGCCGUCAACCUGCCCGUCCAGAAGUGACCGAGCCUUCGGUCCAAGAGUGAACCCCGCUUGUCGUACUUUCGACUUCACCAUCCUGUUUGAAGAUGUCUUUUUUUCUUGUGUCCCGACUGCGGUUUUCUUCCUACUACUACCGUUCCAUGUCGGGGUUCUAGUGAAGUCGCGCGCUGUUUGCUCGGUUAGAUCGAAGUUGCUAUUCGGAAAGCUGGCGACUUUGGCUGGCUUGCUCAUAACGCAGCUAGCAUUCCUCAUCCUGAGGUCACAGAAAACUGCUGCUCAGACAAGCGCAUCAUUAGCCGCGGACACGCUGGCUAUUUUCGGAAUCUUUAGCGCAGCGUGGCUUACUUAUAUUGUCCACCAACGCUCACUCCGGUCCUCAACUUUGGUCAUCUUGUAUCUUUCCGCAAUAGCCAUUCUCGAUAUCCCCAAAACUCGAACGCUAUGGGCGAUCAAAAGUGCUGUCGGAGAAGCCGCUACAAUGACUGUGGUAUUGAUCUUGACAGCCGUAGCGCUACUACUCGAGUCAGUGCAGAAGAAGUCAAGCAUUGCAGAGGAAAAGAGGUUCGGUGCACCGGAAGAAUAUAGUGGGCUUUGGACCCGAACUGCUUUUACUUGGCUGACCGCUACCUUCCGUGCUGGUUACUCAAGGGUCAUAUCUCAGAAUGAUUUACCUCCUCUUGACACUCGACUUGAGAGCAAUUUGCUACGCCAAAAACUUGUUACCGCUUGGGCAAGAUAUGAUCACCAAGCCCGCCACAGCCUUAUUAAAGCAUGCUUCCACGCCAAUUUGUUCCCGUUCCUGACUGCUAUCCCUCCACGACUGUGCAAGUCCGUCUUCUACUUUGCUCAGCCGCUUUUGAUUAAUACUACAGUCUCAUAUGUGGGAGACGUCACGGCCGAUACCCACUUUGGUCGAGGAUUGAUAGGGGCAUGGGUUCUAGUGUAUCUCGGUGUUGCUUGCUCGACAGCCUUAACAUCGUAUCAGUCGGCGCGAUUUGUUGCGCGGGUCAAGGGUGGACUCAUUGGACUCGUCUACCAGGAGACAAUGAAAGCAAGGACAGCUGACCUUGGCGAAACCACCGCUAUCGCCUUGAUGGGAACAGAUAUUGAGCGCAUCGGCUUCAAUUUUCUCCAAAUCCACGAGCUAUGGGCAUCCGUCAUCGAAAUUGGGGUGGCUAUCUGGCUAUUGGAACAACAGGUCUUCUUAGCCUGUUUAGCACCGGUGGUCGUCAUUCUCAUCUCCAUUUCUAUUAAUGUGCCAGUGUCUCGUUCCGCCAAGAAAGCGCAGGUCGCCUGGAUUGAAAGGGUCCAGGCGCGACUUCGCAUUACCACUAGCGUACUUGAUGAUAUGAAGGGUGUGAAAAUGCUAGGACUACCAACUAUAGUAUCCAACAUGAUUCACAAAUUCCGAGAAGUUGAGAUACAGACAUCCAAGAUCUACCGCAAGUUGCUUGUUUGGAACGUCCUACUAUCAGAGUGUCCGCAAAACAUAUCGCCACUGGUCACCUUUGGUGUCACAGUCAUUAUAUCACUCUAUUGGAAAAACGGAUCGAUUUUGACCGCCCAGGCGUUCACCGCAAUUGCUCUAAUAAAUCUGCUCACGACCCCGGUCAUUCAACUUGUUCAGCUUAUGCCGCAGUUGCUACAAUGCGUUGGCAGCUUCGAGCGAAUCCAGGAGUAUGCCAACUACGCCAACGAUAGGCCCUUGCACAAUGGCUCUACCAAAUUCAGCAAUCUUGCCAACUCGUCUAUCAGUCUUCAUCCCCUCUCCCAGGCGCUUCCCGCUCGGGACGAUAAUCAUGAAAAGCACAUCGUUUUCCUAAGGGACAGCAGUUUUGCGUGGAAGAAAUCGAAGACUCCCUUUCUUAAAGAAAUCAACUUGAAAAUUCAAAGAGGAAGCGUCACUGUCUGUGUUGGGCGCGUCGGUAGCGGCAAAACUAUGCUGAUGAAGAGCAUACUAGGCGAAACAGUGUGUAGUCGCGGCCCUGCGCUGAGCCGUGUAUCUUCCGUCGCAUACUGUGCCCAGCAACCAUGGCUGGAGCAUGGUACAAUUCAGAGCAAUAUUAUUGGUGUAACGCAAUACGACUCAACCUGGUACAAAACGGUUGUUGGGGUAUGUCAACUUGAUGUCGAUCUGCAGGUCCUAGAAAGGGGAGACAAAACCGUCGUUGGCAGCAAAGGCUCAAACCUUAGCGGCGGACAAAUACAAAGGAUUGCUCUUGCGCGUGCGGUUUAUUCGCGCAAGGAUACUGUUCUGCUUGACGAUAUCUUCAGUGGGAUGGAUGCUCACACUGUAGAUAUUGUUUCGCAGCGCCUACUGGGAACGGAUGGUCUGUUCCGCAAACACGGUUUGACAGUCAUUUUGGUUACCCAUAGCCCUAAACUUAUGAGUCUCGCCGAUACUAUUGUCGCUCUUGAAGACGGCAGAAUAGCCCAGACAGGAAGUCCGGAAGCAUUGCUCGCUAAUGAAGGAUAUAUGACUAAGCUUGGCCUUGUUUUGAGGGAUGAGGAAGCGAGCGAGGGACAUGCUGAGAAUACCGGAAUCUCCCGGGUUGAGAGUACGCUCGCAGAGUCUUUCAUUUCGGCGCCAGCCACGCCAGAUGAUACCAACGAUAUACCCGACACCAGGCGUAAAAGCGGCGAUUGGUCAGUUUAUAGUUACUACUUCUCCAGUUCCGGCCGCUGGGUUGUCGCCAUGUUUCUUAUUAGCAUGGCUAUCUGGAUCUUCUGCACCGAGUUUGCAACGGUGUGGCUGAAAUGGUGGUCGGAAGCCAAUGAAGACCAUGCCAAUAAGGAUGUCGGUAUGUACUUGGGCGUGUAUGCCCUUUUCAGUCUUUUCGGAGUUGUAGCCAUCGCCAUAUCUUGCUGGAUCGGUAUUGUCAACAUAAUAUCUAGCUCGGCCUCUCGUCUGCACUCUGAUCUACUCAUAAGCACGAUAAGGGCCCCACUCCGAUUUUUCACUACUACGGAUACGGGUACUUUGACGAACAGGUUUAGCCAAGACAUGGAACUCAUCGACAUGCAACUCCCUCUCAUCAUGAUCAAUUACAUCUCGACCGCCUUCUUCGCUGUAACCAAGGCAAUCAUUCUUAUCGUUUUCUCCCGGUACUUAGCUACGAUGGCGCCGUUCGUCGUCGUGCUUCUCUACUUGCUACAGGCAUUCUACUUGCAGACCUCGAGACAGGUCCGUCUCCUUGAAAUCGAGGCCAAGGCCCCGCUAUACACACACUUCAUCGAGUCCGUUGACGGUGCAGCGGCCAUUCGCGCCUAUGGGUGGCAGUCACAAUACCAGGAACGCAACCACAAGUUAAUCGACCAAUCGCAACGGCCGGCUUAUCUACAGUACUGCAUUCAGAGCUGGCUUGGUUUCAUGCUAGACAUGAUUGUAACCAUCAUUGCAGCUGUAUUAGUUACUGUUGUCAUAAUAUGGAAGCAUAAAUUUAGCGCUGGUAACAUUGGUGUUUCGCUAGUCUCGGUCAUGACAUUUAGUUCUGUUCUUAUGAGAAUGAUCAAAGCAUGGACAAUGAUGGAGUCCAGCAUUGGCGCAGUGGCGCGCGUCAAGCGAUUCGUCGCCGAAACCGAGUCGGAAGAGAAAAGCAACCGCGAGACUAGGGCAGCAAAGGACUGGCCGUCACAAGGCAACGUCGAAUUCAAGGACUUGAUCGCUGCUCACUCUUCCGGUGCUGAACCAGUAAUUAAAGGCAUUACGUUAUCUGUCAGGCCGUCGGAGCAUGUUGCACUGUGUGGACGGUCUGGCAGCGGCAAAACGUCUACCAUUCUAGCACUAAUUCAAAUGAUUGAGACGCGAGGGGGGCAAAUCAUAGUUGAUGGUGUCGACGUCUCCACAAUGCUGUGCACCGACGUUCGCACUCACUUCAAUGUAGUACCCCAGGAACCAUUUCUCAUGCCCGGAACGAUCCGUUUCAACAUCGACCCUUUCGGGAAAGCUGAGGAUGAGGAUAUAAUCCGCGCUCUAGAGCGCGUUCGGCUUUGGGUAAUCAUAUCCGAGCAGGGCGGCUUGAGCAAAGAGAUAGACACGGCGAUGUGGUCAGCUGGCCAAAAACAGCUACUAUGUCUUGCACGUGCCAUGGUAAGAAAAAGCAAGGUCUUGAUACUCGACGAGGCCACUAGCAGUGUUGAUGGCGAGACGGAAGCGAUUAUGCAAGAUAUCAUUGACACGACUUUCAAAGACUGUACCGUGCUUGCGGUCAUGCACCGUCUUACCCAUAUCACUCGGUAUGAUAAGGUUGCGUUACUCGAUAAUGGCCGCCUAGUGGAGUUUGAUACGCCGGGGACGUUACUAAGCCAGGAGUCAAGGUUUACGAGCUUGUACGAAACUAGUGGUGUGAACACGUAAAAUUAUAGCUGGCAACGUGCCCAUUUCUUGUCGACACACAUGGCAUGAGGGUGUUAAAAUCAGCAACCUAUUUCUAUUAUCCAUAGGAAAUAUUAUAAAGGAAACCCUCUAUGUCUACUACGUUCAGCUUCGGAGUAAUAUUCACACCGUUGAGGGGUCAGUGUUGCAAAUAGAGGUUAUGUAAGCAUGCAGCUAUGUAACAUCCUGAUGAAGUGAAGUAAUUGUAGAGCGUUGUACUCUGCUGUAGAGUAUGUAUUUACAUCUAUAACAGCAGGGCAGUAAGGGCCAUAGCAACAUGUAAGAGGCUAUGUGAAAGGCAGUAGGUG